This is a messenger RNA of Chelmon rostratus (copperband butterflyfish), 2802 nucleotides long. It is a transcript of the gene smtnl2, whose product is annotated as smoothelin, like. Gene Ontology annotation, biological process: actin cytoskeleton organization. Gene Ontology annotation, cellular component: microtubule organizing center; filamentous actin. Gene Ontology annotation, molecular function: protein binding. NCBI's taxonomy places the organism in Eukaryota, Metazoa, Chordata, Actinopteri, Chaetodontiformes, Chaetodontidae. The transcript has 10 exons. The record is from RefSeq and is a predicted model, not a curated record. The coding region runs from base 490 to 2169 and encodes 559 amino acids.
GGGAGCGAUCAACCUGAGAGUUUAAACAAACCGAAGAGCCGGCAGGGCAGAGCAGAGCUCACACACACUCGCUCACACACACUCGUACAGCUGCUGAGCGCUGAGGAAAUCUGCUGAGCUGAGAGCGAGGCUGAGGUCAUCACGUUUGCCUUGGCUGGUUCCACAGCUGUCCACAAGCUAAAGGUCAGGUCUCGCCCCUUUUGUGUUUUCAGAUAGGAGGCCGAGUGAGACGUCUGUACCUUCACAGCAGAGCUUAUUGAGGGAGAAGCAGCCCGGGAAGUCCCAGGAAGAAGCAGAAGGAUUAAACAGACCAGACCUUUGCCCCUCUGCAAACUUUCACCUCCCAACCCUUAUCCAUCAGUUUGCCCUCCAGCUAAACCCGCAGCACACUGACUGAAGCUAUACAUUCUCCAGGAUCUCACUCUCAGACGCUGACUCGCAGACUGAGAGGCUAUCUGGACAGUUUCCAGGGUGGCUACAGCUGUACCGAUGGAGGCCCCGACCCUCGCUGAGAUUGGAGACUUGUGCCACCCCCGGUCUUCCUCUCCAGAGGGGGAGACGGUGUGUGCAGCUCUCGCCCGUUACGAGAACACUCUCAGGGAUGCCAUCAGGGAGAUCCACGUGGACGUCAGCGCUUUUAAGCUGGGCAUGGAGCGUCGUCUGGAGGAGACAGCCAACCUGAGCAGGCCUCUUGGACGGGCCGUGGCCCAGCUCCAGCAGGAGAACCGGCAGCUCAGGAGUCAGCUGGAGGCGCUCACCCGACAGGUGGAGCUCCUGAGUGGGAUGACGUGUGACAGGAGCACCUUGCUUAACAACAGCCACAAUCACAGUCAGAAUCACAAGAAUCACCUUAGUGACAUUCAGGAGAACCAUCAGGAGAUGAAAGAGGUGAUCUACGGGAAGGGAGAGGCUCACACUCAGAGUCAGGCUCAGCUCCACAUCCAGCCCUGCAGCCUGGGGAGUCAAGCCCAGACCUACGGCACCCCUGGCAGCCAGCCCAGUCCUGCGUCCCCACCUGCCACCUUCUUAUCCUCCCCCAGCUCCAGCAGUCCUCCUGUGGGCUCCAGAGUUUCCUCCAUGGUGACGGGCCCAGUGUCAGGCAGCAGCCCCUCCACCGCCCGCUUCUCCAGCCGAGCUACAUUCGCUGUGUCCAGCAAGACUAAUAGUAUUGAGAGAGAGGAGCCAAUAGAGGUGGACCCCACCCCAACACAUGCUGGCCUGGAGAAUGGGCACGCCGCUGCCACAGAACAUUCAGCAUUGGUACACGGGAAGAUCUCUCCACCCAGUGACCUUCCACACGAGCACACUGCCCCUGUCGCCAUGCGGAUGCCGCACCUCCCCAUCACCGCGACAACCAAGACGGCGGAAAUGAAGGGCCCUGAUUCUCCCAGCAGCCCUGUUGGUUCUCGGUCAUCUCCAGUGUCUGAAACCUCACCUGCCAGCCAAUCAGCUGCUAGCACCAAAGAGGCCCAACUAACAGAGGAGCCUCUAAUUCAGCCAGUAUCUUCUACGUGGACCCCUACACCUAUCAGAGCUCUUGGAUCUCCCUGCCUUCAAGAGAAAGCAAAUUCAGCCCCCGCUAAGUCUGUGACCUACUCCGGGCUGCUUCAGCAUGACAGAGACGGCGAUGUAAGCAGUGACAGGUCCUUCGGGCAGGUGGGAGAGAGGAGGCGGGAGCUGGUGAGGUCACAGACUCUGCCACGUAACAUUGGUGCUCAGGCUCGUCGGUCUAUUUUUGAAAGACUGGACUCUGAAGCCAGUAACAGUCGCCCCAAACCAGUGGACUCCAAACCCAAACUGAAGCGGUCUCAGAGUUUUGGGGUGUCCAGUGCCAGCAGUAUCAAACAGAUCCUUCUUGAGUGGUGCCGGUCCAAGACCAUAGGCUACCAGAACAUUGACAUCCAGAACUUCUCAUCGAGUUGGAGUGACGGGAUGGCUUUCUGCGCUCUGGUGCACUCUUUCUUCCCCACUGAGUUUGACUACAACUCUCUGUCGCCCGCCAACCGCAAACACAACUUUGAACUGGCCUUUGGAACUGCAGAAGUGAAGGCAGGCUGCGACCGGUUGAUAGAGGUGGAGGACAUGAUGAUCAUGGGUCGUAAACCAGACCCCAUGUGUGUCUUCACCUACGUCCAGUCCCUCUACAACCACCUGCGGAAGUUUGAGUAAAGUCCAAAAGCUGAGGAUGUAAUUUGUUGCACGGUUCCACUCUUUCACUCGUCUUCUUUCAACCUCUUCAUCGGUCCGAGUGGGGAUCCAGAACCAGCAUGGGAGCGCUUUGAAAAGACUACACUGUCCCCUGGUGGUGGGUUAGUGUCCAUUCCUCCACAUGCUGCAAGAAAAAUGCCCCCACCUCAGGUCACAGAUACACAGUGGGCUGAGACUGUGUGCUGUGUAUGUUUGUGUCCUGCGAUGUUAACUGUAAUGAAGAAGAUGAAUUCACAGAGAAAUGUUGAUUUUUCAACUCAAGCUGUUCCUCACUCUCCCUUUCUUUCUCUCUCUUUCUGUGUGUGUGUGUGUGUGUGUGUGUGAUUGUGUGUGUUGCAUAAAUCUUUAUUAUGGUCACACCUGUUUGACAGUGAGAGUCCACAUUAACCUUCAAUGUUGCACCAAUGGAAAGUUUCACUGAGUAAGAAAACUGCGGGCAACUGUUUGUGAUGGCGCAGAGCACACUGUGGGGCAGAAUGUCUGACAAAAUAUUAUGGGAACUAAAAUGAUGUGUUUGUCAAAUACGGCUGAUUGCUGACUGAUAUUUACAUCCACAUAUGCUGCGAUAUUGUGUAAAAUCAAUAAAUUGUACUG